AUGGCUUGGGAGGAGCGGCAGGACCGCUGGGCGGACGAGGCCAGCUGGCAGCGGCAGGGCCGCUGGGCGGAGGAGGCCGAGCACGAGCCGGCUUGGCAGCGGCAGGGACACGCCUGGAACGACGCCGGCAACUGGGGUGGCUGGCGGGGUUGGGAGGGCGCUUGGCGGCCGGACCGCUGGGAGGAGGCUUGGCGCGAGGAAGACGCUUGGCGGCAGGACCGCCGGCCUCCGCGCUACGGCGCGGCGAACCCU
Molecule: messenger RNA, 252 nt
Organism: Durusdinium trenchii
Lineage: Eukaryota; Dinophyceae; Suessiales; Symbiodiniaceae
Source: the annotation of a GenBank genome assembly